Eutrema salsugineum is the source of this 3597-nucleotide messenger RNA. Its product is annotated as DNA-directed RNA polymerase 1, mitochondrial. The coding region runs from base 192 to 3116 and encodes 974 amino acids. Lineage: Eukaryota; Viridiplantae; Streptophyta; Magnoliopsida; Brassicales; Brassicaceae. The record is from RefSeq and is a predicted model, not a curated record. Gene Ontology annotation, molecular function: DNA-directed RNA polymerase activity; DNA binding. Gene Ontology annotation, cellular component: mitochondrial DNA-directed RNA polymerase complex. The transcript has 19 exons. Gene Ontology annotation, biological process: mitochondrial transcription.
UACCUCACGGCGCCUACUCUACGUUUCUCUGUUCUCCAGAUCUCUCAUUUCUUCUCCCAAGUCUCGGUUUUUAAACUUUGAUUCUAUUUAUUUACCCUUCGAUUCCUAUGCUUGUAUCGAUUUCUCUGGAAAAUCUAUUAGUGAAAGAGCCGAUUGUGCUCGUUUAAUUCUGAGCCACGCGCGAAUAAAAAAUGUGGAGGAACAUUUUCGGGAGAGCUCCUCUGAGAAAGAUUAAAUUUUUCUCUGCUUUUAGCUCCGGUAAUAGAAUUCGCGGGAUCCUAUCGUCGGUUGAUCUCGGUGGUGUUCGAAAGGGAUUAGCGAUAAACCCAGUUAACGAAUUGGUGAGAUUGAGCUCGGUUCUCCACGGUCAACAUUUUGCGUUUAGAGGGUAUGCCACAGCUGCGGAAGCGAUCGAUUCGACUGACCCUGAAGAUGAUUCCUCUUCAGGGUUUGAAGAAGUCAACGAAUUGAUGAUGGAAAUGGAGAAAGAGACUGAGAGAAUCCGUAAAAAGGCGAGGCUUGCAGCGAAACAGCCGAGGAAAUUAAUGGCGGGAAUGGGAGAGAGGAAAUACUACGCGCUGAAACAAAGACAGGUGAAGCUGGAGACUGAAGAAUGGGGAAAAGCUGCGAGAGAGUGUAAAGAGCUUCUUGAAGAUAUGUGCGAGCAGAAGCUUGCACCAAAUCUUCCUUAUAUGAAGUCUCUAUUCCUCGGCUGGUUCGAGCCUGUUCGCGACGCCAUUCAAGCUGACCUUGAUGCCUUCAAAAUCAAGAAAGGGAAAAUCCCUUACGCGCCUUACAUGGAGCAGUUGCCUGCUGAUAAGAUGGCUAUUAUCACUAUGCAUAAGAUGAUGGCGUUGUUGAUGACGAACGCUGAAGGCGUUGGCGUUGUUAAAGUAGUGCUUGCUGCUACUCAGAUCGGGGAAGCCAUUGAGCAGGAGGCCAGGGUCAUCAGCUUUAUGGAGAAACCGCAGAAGAAAAACAAUGCAACUCCCAAGACGGUCAAUGAUGAAUCAGAAGCUGUGGAUGCUUCAGAAGAGACUUCGACCAAAGAAACGGAAAGGCUGAGGAAACAACUUAAUAAACUGAUGCAAAAACAAAAGGUCAGGCAAAUAAGAGGAAUUGUGAACACACGUGACUCAUUCAAGUCAUGGGGUCAAGAGGCUCAAGCGAAGGUUGGCGCACGUUUGAUUCAGCUAUUGAUGGAAAAUGCAUAUAUACAACCUCCAGCCGAACAGUUUGAUGAUGGUCCACCUGACAUCCGACCUGCUUUUAAGCAAACUAUGAAAAAUGUCACAUUAGAACAUACAAAAUGUAGCAGGAGAUAUGGUUGCAUCGAAUGUGAUCCUCUGAUCCUAAAGGGCCUUGACAAAUCAGCUAGACAUAUGGUCAUUCCAUACUUGCCAAUGCUGAUACCUCCGCUGAACUGGACAGGGUAUAAUCAAGGGGCACACUUUUUCUUGCCUUCGUUCAUCAUGAGAACACAUGGAGCUAAACAACAACGUACUGUAAUAAAAAGAACUCCCAAGGAGCAACUGAAGCCAGUAUUUGAGGCGUUAGAUACUCUAGGAACCACCAAAUGGAGAAUAAACAAAAAGGUGUUAAGUUUGGUGGACAGAAUCUGGUCCAAUGGAGGUCGCCUUGGCGGUCUGGUUGACCGUGAAGAUGUACCCGUUCCAGAGGAGCCCGACAGUGAAGACCAGGAAGAAGUAAAGCAGUGGAAAUGGAAAGUUAAGGAUGCAAAUAAGGAAAACAGCGAGAGACAUUCGCAAAGGUGUGAUGUAGAGCUCAAACUCGAGGUGGCACGUAAAAUGAAGGACGAGGAAGGUUUCUACUACCCUCACAACGUUGACUUUCGUGGCCGAGCAUAUCCCAUGCAUCCAUAUCUUAACCAUCUCGGGUCUGAUCUCUGCCGUGGCAUCCUUGAGUUUUGUGAGGGAAAGCCUCUUGGGGAAUCAGGAUUGCGGUGGCUGAAGAUACAUAUAGCAAACUUAUAUGCUGGUGGUGUUGAUAAAUUUGCUUAUGAGGAUCGGGUUGCAUUUACCGAGAGUCACUUAGAAGAUAUUUUUGAUUCUUCCGAUAGACCUCUGGAAGGAAAAAGAUGGUGGCUUAAUGCAGAGGAUCCCUUUCAAUGUUUGGCUGCUUGCAUUAACCUUUCAGAAGCCUUAAGAAGCCCCUUUCCUGAAGCAGCUGUUUCUCAUAUCCCCAUCCACCAGGAUGGUUCAUGUAAUGGUUUACAACACUAUGCCGCUCUUGGUAGGGAUCAGUUGGGAGCAGCUGCUGUCAACCUUGUUAGAGGUGAAAAGCCGGCAGAUGUUUAUGCAGGAAUUGCUGCUAGGGUUCUCGAGAUCAUGCGGCAAGAUGCAAAGGAAGAUCCUGAAACAUGUCCAAAUGCCAGAUAUGCCAAACUUAUGCUCGAGCAGGUUGACAGGAAGCUAGUGAAACAGACUGUCAUGACAUCAGUGUAUGGUGUUACUUAUAGUGGCGCACGUGACCAAAUGAAGAAGAGGUUAAAAGAACGUGGUGCCUUUGAGGACGAUUCACAAACUUUUCAUGCAGCUUGUUAUGCAGCAAGAAUCACUCUGAAAGCAUUGGAAGAGAUGUUUGAAGCUGCUAGAGCCAUCAAGACUUGGUUUGGUGAAUGUGCAAAGAUGAUAGCUUCAGAAAACAAAGCAGUUUCUUGGACAACUCCUCUUGGACUUCCAGUUGUACAACCCUAUCGGAUUCCUGGAAGACACUUGGUUAGGACUACCCUUCAGGUGUUGACUCUAGCACGAGAGACUGAUAAGGUCCUGGCGAGGAAGCAGAUGACAGCUUUCGCACCAAAUCUUAUUCAUUCCCUUGAUGGGUCUCACAUGAUGAUGACAGCAGUUGCCUGCAACAGGGCGGGUUUGAGUUUUGCAGGGGUGCAUGACUCAUUCUGGACGCAUGCCUCUGAUGUUGAUACAAUGAACAAAAUACUCAGAGAGAAGUUCGUCGAGCUCUACGAAAAGCCAAUCUUAGAAAAUUUAUUGGAGAGUUUCCAGAAGUCCUUCCCAGGCCUAAAUUUUCCACCAUUGCCAGAACGAGGUGAUUUCGAUCUGAGGGAGGUCCUACAAUCGCCAUACUUCUUCAACUGAGUUGCAGUGCACAUUCAGGUUACUGCAUAUCGGAACCUCUAGUACUCCAUCUAACAUUCAGGCCAGAGUAAGUUUGCUUCUUCAUGCCAAUAUAAUAGCCACAUUGAUCAAAGGAAAAAAGAUUCUUUGCAAUCAGCAGCAAUGAGGAAUGUUGAUGGUUAACCUCAACUCAGAGGUGGGCUUAGGGUUACUUGUAAAUAACAAAGAAAAAGAGUGUUUCAAACCUUGGCAUCAGGGAGGGCGUUGGAUCGGAGAGUAUCGAACCAGUGGCGUGGCACUCCAGACAACUUGCAGUUUCUCAUAGACCACAGAAAGUUACCAAAAGAUUCAGUUUCAGCCUGAGGAGUAAUUUACGGAGUCAGUGGUGUAAAAACUAAAAGCCAGUGCUAAAUGAAAAUCAUUUAGCUGGUCUUAGUAGACAAUCAAUUUUCGAUUGACGUGUAAGAUGUGUUUUAGAUUAUAGAGACACAUUAUAGUUGCU